UGAAGCUCUGGACUUGCCCCAAAUUCUCCGUUUCUUCUGAACCUCGAGGCGUCGAUCCAAAAUCUGCUCCUUGCUUCAUCUUUCUCCUCUCCCCAUCUCUUCCCGAUACAUCACUUUUACUCUUGAAGGAAGUUGGGGAAGGUUUUCUUACUCUUUUUUUUUCAGUCAUCAACUGGUGCUCGGCGCUGCGGAGUCGCACACACAGGCAAAGAAAGGGAGAAUAAUUAGUUUAGUCUGAGUAAAUUUGGUUUGAGUAAUGGAUGCGAGUUCCACCGAGGAUUAUGGAGCGGGUUGUAUUUCAUCACAAACGGAGGGCGUAUCUUCUGGGCAGCGAUACCAAUCUGUUGAUUCUCGUGCAGAAUGGCGUUCCAGCGAGCAGCUGGAGAAUGGAACGCCUUCCACUUCACCUUCUUAUUGGGACAUUGAUGAUAAUGAUGAUUGUGGACCCAGACCGUCUGAGCUUUAUGGGAAACAUACUUGGAAGAUUGAAAAUUAUUCACAAAUUAACAAACGUGAAUUGCGAAGCGAUGAAUUUGAAAUUGGUGGCUAUAAGUGGUAUAUUUUAGUAUAUCCACAGGGAUGUGAUGUCUGCAAUCAUCUAUCUUUGUUCCUUUGUGUUGCUAAUCAUGACAAGCUUCUUCCUGGAUGGAGUCAUUUUGCACAGUUUACAAUAUCUGUUGAAAAUAGGGAUCCUAAACAUUCCAAGUUCUCUGAUACGUUGCACCGUUUCUGGAAGAAAGAGCAUGAUUGGGGUUGGAAAAAAUUUAUGGAACUCACUAAGGUGGAAGAUGGCUUUGUAAAUGAUGAAACUCUUAUCAUCAAAGCUCAAGUUCAAGUUAUUAGGGAGAAAGCACACCGCCCCUUUCGUUGCCUUGACUGCGAGUACAGAAGAGAAUUAAUGCGGGUAUAUCUAUCAAAUGUAGAGCAAAUUUGUCGGCGUUUUUUUGAAGACAGAAGAAAUAAACUCAUCAAAUUGAUUGAUGAUAAAGUGAGAUGGUCAAGUUUCUGUUCCUUUUGGUUAGGGAUUGACCAAAAUUCAAGGAGACGUAUUUCAAGGGACAAGUUAGAUACAAUACUGAGAGUAGUCGUGAAGCACUUUUUUGUAGAGAAGGAAGUCACAUCUACUUUAGUUAUGGAUUCUCUUUAUAGUGGUCUGAAGUUUCUUGAAUGCCAAAGCAAGAACAAGAAAAAAACACUGAUGUUAGAAAUGGAGGAAUCAGCUGUUCCUAUGGUUCAAGUUGAUAAAGAUAUGUUUGUUUUAGCGGAUGAUGUAAUAUCAUUGCUUGAGAGGGUGGCAUCAGAAGCUUUGCCUGCAAUGUCUUUGCCUCCUAAAGAUGACAAGAUUACCCAGAAUCGUACUAAGGAGGGAAAUUCCGCUGAUGAUAUUAAGGACUCUGUUGGUGAUGAGAGACGGCUUACAGAGCUGGGCCGUAGAACUAUUGAAAUUUUUGUUCUAGCUCAUAUAUUUAGCAGUAGAAUUGAAGUUGCUCACCAAGAGGCUGUUGCUUUGAAGAGACAAGAAGAGCUUAUCCGGGAGGAGGAAGCAGCCGGGCAAGCUGAGCAUGAGCUAAAGGCAAAGCGGGCUGCUGCGGAGAAAGACAAACGUACAAAGAAAAAACAGAGCAAACAGAAGCGCAACAAUCGAAAGAACAAGGAAAAGCAGAAGGAUUUGAAGUCGGAUUCAAUCUUUAUUGACAAAAAACAAGAAGAAAAGUCUCUGACUGAGAUAACUUCCACAGAAUUGUCUCUUAACCCCAGGAAGAUAUUGAACGAGAGAAUUGACACACGAGAAGAUGCUUCUGAUCUUUCCUACAAUGGUGAUGAUGCUGCCGAGCCGCUUUAUCCCGAUUUAGAGGAUCAGGAUAGAAGUCCCAGGAAUUGGGAUAUGGAUGAAUCGGAAAUUCAUCCUUUCAUGGAGGCAGGCGCAAUCGAAACGUCAAAUUCUCGACCAGAAAAGACUAACAUAGGCUUGGAUGAUAGCUCUUCGACUUGUUCGACUGACUCAGUUCCACCAGUCCUCUCAAAUGGAUUUAAUAAAGGAAACUCUGUGAUCAUCAAAAACAUCCAAACUUCACCAAACAGGGCGAAAAACUAUGGCAACAAACACUUGCAAAGCCAUGUGUCUGUGGCAAGCCAUUCAGGCGAAAUCAUUGAGAGCUCUCCAUCCACUUGCCAUGAGUUGGACGGAGACGAGGCUUCUCAGAAACGUCUGAUACAGCGGCAUGAAGGUCAUCUGGUUGAAAAGCAAGAACCCACAGCCAUCAUACUUCAGAAAACAUCAAAAACUCAAAAUGAUGCAGAAAAACUCUCAUCAGAUAUUCGACCGUUAGAAUCCUCCUCUGCUUCACCAGAGCCUGUAAGAAAAACCCAAUCAGUUCCACAGCAGCCAAAGCAACCAGUACAAAAUAACGCAAUCGCCGCCACCUCCAUAACUUCAUCAAUAACUCUACCUGCUCCACUCAAAGAGCCCAAAAGAUCUUCUGUUCCAUCAGCAAAAUCGCCAUUAUCUUCUUCCUCAAGAUCCGAAGCUCAGAAACUUUAUCCCGCUCCCGCAGCUAAAAACAUCGCAGCUCAACCAGCAGCUCCGUUCUCAAGACCUUCCAGCGCCCCUCUAAUGCCAGCAGCACCAAGGUUAACCAUACCACUCAUUUCUACUGCACAAGCCACACCCCACCUCUCUCGCUCCGCCAGCGCUACCACUCGAUCCACCAUGGAUGCAUCUCUAUCUGCUCCGAGUAAUGUACCUCAGUCAUAUCGCAACGCCAUCAUCGGAAAAACCACAAUGGGUGGCAACCCAGCCGAGUUCACUCAUUCCUCUUCAACCCCUCCGAGUCAGUCGUCCGCUUCGUCAAGCCAAUCUAUUUUUUCAACAAGUUCUGCUUUGUUUCCACCUCCAUCAGCUUGGCGGUUUUCGGGUUCUAGAUCGGUAUUAAGCUUUGGAUCUGUUAGGCCGGAGGCAUCGCACACCCACCCGCAAUCCAUCGCUGCCACGAACACCGAACUCUGCAACUCGAAUCAUCUAAGUGAACCGGUUUCAACCACUUCCUUGCAUCAAUCUCAUGUUGGUGUGGUGGAUGAGUUCCCUCACCUCGACAUCAUCAAUGAAUUGCUCGAUGAGGAACAGAGUACAAGCAACCCGCACUACUACCCCCCUCUUCAUCACCGGCGCCACUCCUUCAACGGCCGAUACUCAUUCUCCAGUGACUCGGCUUCCAUCGACCUGAGUUUGUUGAGCCAUAACCCGGGCAGAUUCGAUCAAACCGAGCAGUAUUAUGACAUUGGCUUUUCUUCCAUCCAUGGUGGCUCAUCUGAUCGAGCUCUCGAAAGAUUUCAGGAUGGGCGUUUCGAUCUUUCGACCGCAUAUGGUUUGAUUCAGAGCCAGUGGCCUUAUAAUCCUGCAGAUCUAUCCGUCAUAAAUCUU
This is a messenger RNA of Phalaenopsis equestris, 3421 nucleotides long. RefSeq names its product MATH domain-containing protein At5g43560-like. NCBI's taxonomy places the organism in Eukaryota, Viridiplantae, Streptophyta, Magnoliopsida, Asparagales, Orchidaceae. Gene Ontology annotation, molecular function: protein binding. The record is from RefSeq and is a predicted model, not a curated record.